This is a messenger RNA of Hyla sarda, 1456 nucleotides long. RefSeq names its product probable G-protein coupled receptor 34. Gene Ontology annotation, molecular function: oxysterol binding; G protein-coupled receptor activity. Gene Ontology annotation, cellular component: membrane. NCBI's taxonomy places the organism in Eukaryota, Metazoa, Chordata, Amphibia, Anura, Hylidae. Gene Ontology annotation, biological process: G protein-coupled receptor signaling pathway. Bases 193 to 1296 code for a protein of 367 amino acids. The transcript is spliced from 2 exons. The record is from RefSeq and is a predicted model, not a curated record.
AUAACCACAUUGAAAAACUGCGACAAUUGGCGUAAAACACGCGUUGCAGCACGGUAGUUGGUCAUGUGGCAUGCCACUGUGUGCCCAGCCUGUGGCUUUGGGGCAAUGCAGAUCAGCUGCAGCAUUUUUUGUUUUUUGCUUUUUGGGACAAACUACUAUGAAGCUGUCUAGGUGCCACCUUCCAGUGCCUCCAUGAGCAUGUCUCAGUAUGACAGGAGGCAUACAGAGAUAAUGGAUUUUCUGACAAUCUCAACGCCGAGCGAUGUGACCACUAACACGUGGACCCUGGAGACAUCCGGUCCUCUCUAUCUUGACCUCAAUGUUACUUCCUCGCCUCCUUUUAACGGCUGCGACAUCAAAGAUGGAGUCCUGUCCUGGUUGCUUCCUGUGGUUUACUCAUUUGUUUGCGGACUUAGCCUCAUGAGUAACAUCUUGGCCCUGUUUGUCUUCUGGACCAAUUCCCAACGAUCUACCUCCAUGACUGUAUACAUGAGGAACCUUGCCAUAGCCGAUCUCCUCCUAGCCCUAUGCUUGCCGUUCCGCAUCGCUUAUCAGAACAACAAUGGCCCCUUGCUCUUGUGCCAUGUGAUCGGCGCCUUUUUCUACUUGAACAUGUAUGCAAGCAUCAUGUUCCUCAGCCUCAUCAGCAUGGACCGGUACCUCAAAAUAACCAGGCCUCUCCAGCAGUACAAAAUCCAUAGCGUCCAAUGGAGCUCUAGGGCGGCCCACGUGGUCUGGGUGAUCAAUGUGGUCUGCAUUGUACCGUUCUUAUUCGAAAACAAAGGAAAUGAACCUUGCGGCCAAAAGUGCUUCCACUUCAAGAAGAAGGGGACCGUAUCGGCGGCCAUCAACCUGACUGCGGUCCUGGCUUUCUUUGUCCUCCUUUUCCUCUUUGUCUAUUUUUACGCCCAGAUCUCUGCUAAGCUCCAUAGGGCGUCUUUGAUGAAGAACCAGCCCCAGACGAAAAGGAACAGUAACCGGGCCAUGAAGAAGUCCUUUGUGGUUCUGAUCAUCUUCAUUGUGUGUUUUGUCCCUUAUCACUUGGUCCGCGUGCCCUAUGUCCUGGCCCAGAUCAAUGUCAUCCCCAGCCUGUCCUGGAAACAGACUUUGCAUAUUACUAAUGAGUUAGUGCUGUGUUUAUCUACGCUCAACAGCUGCCUGGACCCUGUCAUCUAUUUCUUCUUGUCAGACAGCUUCAAACGAGUCGUAAUAUGCACUGUUCAGGGAAAGCUGAAACUCAUCAUGAACCAUCAGGAGAGAGCGUCGAACGGCAACAGAUCUGUCACUGAAAUGUGAAUCCGGACUCGGCAAUGUUUACUGUAACAACUGUUCCUCAGGGACUGGUCACCUGAAUAGACCCUGUGUGGGAUAUGGAAUGGGAAUGCGGACUUACGCAAUCUCACUUGUUAUUCCUCUGUGUACUAGAAGGACCUUAAAGGGGUACUCCAGUGGAAAA